AGUUCCAUCAGUUUUUUGCUAAUUUUUGCUGUUGAGGUGUAGGGAACUUGAGAAAGGGCUGAUCAAUGGCUAAGGAACAACUGAUGGUGCUCAAUGCCCUUGAUUCAGCCAAAAUACAAUUAUACCAUUUCAAGGCGAUUGUCAUCGCUGGCAUGGGCUUCUUCACCGACGCAUAUGACCUCUUCUGCAUCAACCCCGUGAUGUUGCUCCUCGGUCGCCUGUACUACACCGAACCAAACCCGUUGACAGGCGCUAUGCCUACCAAACCAGGCACUCUGCCUCCCAACGUGAAGUCGGCGGUCGCUGCAGUCGCCUUGUGCGGGACCAUUGCAGGCCAGAUAUUUUUUGGGUUGUUGGGCGACAAGCUGGGCCGGAAAAAGGUCUAUGGCUUGACCCUCAUGCUUAUGGUCUUCUGUUCCAUCGGCUCCGGGCUCUCCUUUGGCCCCUUUGGGCCCUAUGGUGUGGAAGCGGAACCAAAAGCAAAAGCGAAAGCGGUGAUAGCAACCCUUUGCUUCUUCAGGUUCUGGCUUGGAUUCGGCAUUGGUGGGGACUACCCGCUUUCCGCCACCAUCAUGUCAGAGUAUGCGAACAAGAAGACUCGUGGUUCCUUCAUCGCAGCCGUCUUCGCAAUGCAGGGCUUCGGGAUUUUGGCUGGUGGGAUAGUCACUAUAAUUGUCUCCUCGGCCUUCAACGCUGCAAAUCCUGCUCCGACCUAUGAACACGGUGCAAACCAAUCCACCGUCCCCGAAGCCGACUAUGUGUGGCGGAUAAUUUUGAUGUUCGGUGCGAUUCCGGCAGCUCUCACAUAUUACUGGCGGAUGAAAAUGCCCGAAACAGCUCGUUACACCGCUCUAGUCGCCAAGAACGCCAAGCAAGCUGCAGCCGACAUGUGUACUGUUCUCCAAGUUGAUUUGGAAGCAGAGCCGGAGAAAGUCGAGACAAGGGUGCAAGGGAAUGACUUCGGCUUGUUCUCGAAGCAGUUCCUCCAACGCCACGGACUCCACUUGCUCGGCACUACAACCACCUGGUUCCUCUUGGACAUUGUUUUCUACGGCCAGAGCCUUAUCCAACCCCUCAUUUACACGACCGUUAAAUGGCUUCCACCAACAAAACAAAUGAAUGCCAUAGAGGAGGCGUACCAGAAUGGGAAAGCGCAGACCCUGAUUGCUCUCUGCGGCACAGUUCCAGGGUACUGGUUCACGGUGGUGUUCAUCGACAAGGUGGGAAGGUUCGCAAUACAAUUGAUGGGCUUCUUCUUCAUGACAGUGUUCAUGUUUGCUUUGGCCAUCCCAUUUGACCACUGGACCUCGAGUGGCAGUGGACUUGGGUUCGUGAUCAUGUAUUCGCUCAUCUUCUUCUUCGCGAACUUCGGCCCUAACUCCACCACAUUCGUGGUCCCCGCCGAGAUCUUCCCAGCGCGGCUCAGGUCAACAUGUCACGGCAUAUCUGCUGCCGCUGGCAAGAUCGGGUCCGUGUUGGGCACAUUUGUUAUUGUGUAUGCAUCGGCACCGGCACCCAGCGGCAUCGGCACUAAGAAUACCUUGAUGAUUCUCGGCGGAGUCAACUUGCUUGGGGUGCUCUUCACGCUCUUUGUGCCGGAGUCGAAGGGCCGUUCGCUCGAGGAAAUUUCUGGAGAGGAUGAAGAAGAAGACUCUGCCGAGGCGAGGACUGUCAGUAUUUGAGGAGGCCUCAUAGUCUAAAUAUAUGAUCUUACUUAUUAAAUGUAAGCUUCGUUAUAGUCUUGAACCGAAUAAGCUCUAUAAGCUGGCUUUCCAGGCCCCUGAUCAUGUGGACCUUUGUUGAGGACGUUCAUGCCAUCAUCCUUGCAGCUUGAACCACGGUUCAUUGAAGCAGAGGCAGAUGUAUCUCUAUUCUCAUAUAAUUUCAUUUUGACAAUGCAGUCUUAAGUUCUUAGUCUA
Messenger RNA from Eucalyptus grandis, 1919 nucleotides. RefSeq names its product low affinity inorganic phosphate transporter 1. Gene Ontology annotation, cellular component: membrane. Gene Ontology annotation, molecular function: phosphate transmembrane transporter activity. The transcript has a single exon. The record is from RefSeq and is a predicted model, not a curated record. Gene Ontology annotation, biological process: transmembrane transport; phosphate ion transport. The coding region runs from base 66 to 1682 and encodes 538 amino acids. Lineage: Eukaryota; Viridiplantae; Streptophyta; Magnoliopsida; Myrtales; Myrtaceae.